AUGGAGGGAGUGAGCCACAGCAGUCCCCUUGGCCCCCUAUGGGGGGAGAGUGAGAGGGACCAGCCCCUCGGACCCUUGACGUCCCACCUCCCCCCUCCCCACGUUUCCGCUACCGCCCCACAGCAGCUCCAGCCGACUGCUGGCCCCAGCCACUGGAACCCACCCCGGGCGCUGAUCCUGGCCUCACCCCCCCUGCCUCUCCGCUGGCUGAGGCAGCCCCCCUCCUCUGGCCUCCGGGUGAUCAGCAUGCCCACCGGGGUCACCCUCUGCCGGGGGGUGGUCCUCCACCGCCCUGCCAGCCCCCACAUCACCCCUCCUCACCCCCCUCCCCUGCCCCCGCCACCCCGAGCCCCGGACUCCGGCCGCCCGUGGCGGGGGCAGGUGCCCCCCCUGCUCCUCAGGCCCCUGGUGGUGGGGCCCCCGCAGGGAUCGGGAGGGGGAGUGCCGAGCCGGCCGGGUAACCCCCCUCCAGCCCGGCCGCCCCCCACCGCUGGCUACUCCCGAGGCGUCUACCACAACUUCCGGAAGUGGCAGCAGUACAAGGGACUGGCCCGAGCCCACCUCGCCCAGUCCCCUGACACAGAGGCCCUCGCCUGCUUCUUCAUACCAGUCCUCCGCUCCCUCUCCCAGUGCCGACCACAGCUGGGCACCGAGGAGGGAGUGCCCUUGGCCGUGCAGGAAUGGUGCCGCCUCAGCAAUUUUGAUCGGAUGAUCUACUACGAGAUGGCGGAGAAGUUCAUGGAGUUCGAGAUGGAGGAGAACGCUCAGUGGUCUGCAGACCCAGUCCCACUGCCGGCCGGGAUCUCGCCUGGGGUCCAGCUGGUGUCCAGGACCAAGGCCAAACCUGAGAAACAGGUCAUGGAAGACCCUGGUGGACGGAAGGCCGGAGGUAAAGGAGGAUCCCAGCGGUCCCACAAACAGCCGAAGACCCCAGCCCGUGGCACGGGUGGGCACCACCAGUCCAUCCCCCUCGAGGCGGUGGAGCAGUACAUUGAGAUCAUGGAGGCCCUGGGCCUGCCGCCGCCCGAUACCGAGGCUCACCUUCGAGAACCUCCUGAGGAGCAUUGUGAGGAGGAGGUCGAGAUCCUCAGGUACAUCGAGAAACUCUGCAGCAAGGACUCCUUCAUCAGCAAGACUGAAACCAUCAUCCACCCACGCUUCCUGUCCGACCUCCUCUCCCCCCACGCGUCCCUGGACUUCCCGCAGCUGCUCCGAGACCUAGCGUCGGAGGCCGAGGAUUCAAAGACCCCGACAGCGGAGGCUGUAUCUGGCCAACCAACUGUGCCCCCCAUCCUCCGCUGCCCCUCCCCACCCCUGGCCCGCCAACCCGAGGCCACUCAGCCCCUCCCGGAACUCCUGCUAUCCCCUCUGGGGCAGGACUGCUCCUACUCCAGCCACCUCCAGCGCCUGGCCUUGCAGUCAGCCCACGGCCAGUGCACAUCCUCCUCAGUCAAUGCCCAGGCUCUGGUCCAGCCUCCCCCACCGACUGUCCUGCCCCCCGAAUCCUUCCAGAGGGUCUGUCAGACCCCUCCCCUCAGCCCUGGGGUAUCUCAACCUGGAUCACAUGGCCCCAUUGUCAGCAGAGACUGUAGGACUGGGCCAUCAGGCCUGACUGAUGCUGGGAUGCCAGCCUCAGGGCAGCAGGACAGACAGGCUAAAGGCUCCAUCCAAAGCUGGGCCCCAACUGGAGAUAAGGCCCAAACUAGAUGCCCAAUUGAAUCCCAGGGCAAAAACAGAGCCUCAACUGCAGAAGCUCAAAUCAGGGCCCAGGCAAAUGAUCAAGCCAAAAGCAGGGUUUUAUCGAAAUCCCAGAAACAAAUCAAGGCCCUAGCAGUGGCUCACGCCGACAGCAAGGCUCCAACUGAACCCCAGGCCCAAAUCAUGGAAUCAAGUGAGGCCCAAACCCAAAUGAGGGGUUCAACUGAGACUGAAACUCAAAACAGGGGACCAAAUGAAGCCCAGGGCAAAAUUGGUGGCUUAAUGGGGGAUGAAGCCCAAAUCAAGGCCCCAGCUCUAGCCCAGAGCCAAAUUAGGGCCAAGGUAGAGGCACAAACCCAAAUCAUGGGCUCAGCUGAAGCCCAGACUCAAAUCAAGUCCCUAACAGUGGCUCAGGCCCACAGCGAGGCCCAGGCCGAAGGUAAGGCCCCUACUCCAUGCCAGGGUGCCGGGAAUGUUUCUCAUGGCCAUUUCCUUCCUCAGGAUCCCAUGUCCAUCAGGGAUGGCUGUGGAGAGGGUGAGGUGGCCGUCAAGCUGGAGGACAGAGCGUGCUGGAGGAUCCCACAGGAUGAGGCCCGGAGCCUGGGCCUGCUCUCCAGUGGGCAAGUGCUAAGCUGUGCGAGGGCAUCAGAGAAGGCUGGGAUAGGCAGGAACUCCCCUGUCCCCAGGACCUGGAUCCAUGUGGAGAAGAAGAAGCACGAUGCGGUGGCGGUGCGGAGAAGCAAGAGGAUGAAGAGGGACUGAGGGUUGCCUAGAGAGUCAAUGCAUAUCCAUUAGUAAAUAAAGUAUAGAGUUUACAAUAGUGUCCCUGGUGUUUGUGUCAGUACUGUCCAGUCACACGAUCAGACACAGAGUGAAUCUCCCUCCACACCGUCCCAUCACACACUCCCGGGGUCAGACACAGAGUGAAGCUCCCUCCACACCGUCCCAUCACGCACUCCCGGGGUCAGACACAGAGUGAAUCUCCCUCCACACCGUCCCAUCACACACUCCCGGGGUCAGACACAUAGUGAAUCUCCCUCCACACCGUCCCAUCACACACUCCCAGGGUCAGACACAGAGUGAAUCUCCCUCCACACCGUCCCAUCACACACUCCCGGGGUCAGACACAGAGUGAAACU
Hypanus sabinus (Atlantic stingray) is the source of this 2837-nucleotide messenger RNA. RefSeq lists its product as uncharacterized. The record is from RefSeq and is a predicted model, not a curated record. NCBI's taxonomy places the organism in Eukaryota, Metazoa, Chordata, Chondrichthyes, Myliobatiformes, Dasyatidae. Bases 1 to 2460 code for a protein of 819 amino acids. The transcript is spliced from 6 exons.